This is a messenger RNA of Cyclopterus lumpus (lumpfish), 2240 nucleotides long. It is a transcript of the gene lsp1a, whose product is annotated as lymphocyte specific protein 1 a. Bases 50 to 1645 code for a protein of 531 amino acids. Gene Ontology annotation, biological process: signal transduction. Gene Ontology annotation, molecular function: actin binding. The transcript is spliced from 13 exons. Lineage: Eukaryota; Metazoa; Chordata; Actinopteri; Perciformes; Cyclopteridae. The record is from RefSeq and is a predicted model, not a curated record.
AAGGAGAAGAAGGAGAAGAAGAAGAAGAAGCAGAAACAGAAGCUCCAACAUGUCCAACGCUCUGCUGAGGAGGAACUCCAGCAAACAGGGUCUCCAGAAGCUCAUGAGGCUGACGGCUCAGAGGAGCGUGGAGGACGCCGAGGAGGUGGAGAGGGAGCAGCGGCGGAGAGCUCGGGAGGCGACGCGGUGGACCAACGGCGGCUCGCAGCCCGGAGAGUCGUCACCGGAGGACGGGAAGUAUGGAGACCUGAAGCCGAGCAGCUCUCUGGCUCUGGAGGAGGACGAGGGCUUCAGUGACUGGACUCAGCGUCGAGAGAGGCGAAGGCAGCAGCGCCUGCAGGAGCUCAGCCAGGGAGGCGAGGAGGACGAGGACGAAGAGGAGGACACGAUAAACAAAGCCGUUCCCGUGAAGACCGUCCAGGCCUCGGUCUCGUCCUCCGGCCGACUCCAGAGACAGGAGCGCCUCAAAGAAGACGUGGCCGGGGUGGAGAUGGAGAGGAGGAAGGAGCGUGAGGAGAGGCCGAGGAGGGAGCAAGAGAGGGAGGAAGAGGAGGACAAGAGGAUGAGAGAGGAGGCGGUGGACGGGAGGAAGGAGGAGAUGCAACGGCCGAAUACAGAGGUGGAGAAAAGACAAGAGGUUAAAGUCUCCUACACGUCCAAGGUGUUUCUCCACCAAGAGCCCAAAGAGGAAGUGACGUCGUACAAGAGCAGCAACACCAAAAGGUCCACCAGCAGAGCCGUGCAGCCGGAGGAGGCGGAGACCAUCCAGGAGACGGAGCAGCUCAGACACCGACAGGUGGAGGCCGAGCAGGAGCUGGAGGAGCUGAAGAGGAGGAGGGAGGAGAGGCGUCAAGCCCGGUUGGAAGACGAGCAUCGGAGGGAGGAGGAGGAGCAACGGCUGGCCAGAGAGGAGGAGGAGAGGAGGAGCAUGAAGGAGGACAUCGAGAGGAGGAGCAUGAAGGAGGACAUCGAGAGGAGGAGGAUGGAGGCAGCAGAGAAGAUGAAGAGCCUCGGUACGUCCAGUGUGGACGGAGACGAGGUGUUCAGUCCCUUCAGUCCCAAAACCCCCACUCACAAGAUCUCAGGGAGGACGGAGUCGCUGAACCGCUCGGUGAAGAAGAGUAACAGCUUUAAGAAGACGCAGACCCUCGUACCGAAGAUCGACAACAAGCUGGAGCAGUACACACACGCUGUGGAGAACUCCCAGGAGGUGCGGGCAGUGAAGGCAUCACUGACCGACCUGCCCGGCCCACCUGAGGUCGUGACCUCCAAGAAGACCCUGUUUGAGGCCGCUGAAGCCUGGAGCCCCACCAAGGGGGCCACCAGCAAGGACGCGGAGGGGCUGAAGGUGGGCGUGGCCAACCGGAUCACCCAAUGGGUGAAGGGUCAGUGUGACGGCGGCAGAGCGUCGCCCGGCAGAGCGACCGAGGUGAGACCCGGAGAUGUGAUGCAGAAGAAGAACAUGUGGGAAGUUAUUGGAGACUCGACAGGGCAGCAAGGCCACAGAGCCAAGGGCUCAGCAGCCGGUAAAAAGUACAAAUUUGUGGUCACUGGUCACGGAAAAUAUGAGAAGAUCCCUUUGAACGGAGAGAACAGAGGACAGUUCACUGACAGAGAUUCUGAUUUAUAUGCUGAUGAUUAUUGAGGAGGUUUCGUCUCUUCAGGUCCGUCAGAAGCAGCAAGACUCAAUAUUUCAUUUAUAGCCAAUAGAUCAUUUUUUCUGACUCUUUGUUGGACGACUACAAACCAACGGCUCAAAUGCUAAAGAUUUGAUCUUCAAAUGUCUUUAUUGGUUCAAUUCCCUCUUUGUAUUCUCUGAUAUUCAGUUGUUAUGAUGAUGUAUAUAUCUGGCUGAGCUUUAAUGUCUGUGUUCUUCAGUGUUUAGCUGAACCGUAACAUCCGGCUGACCCUCGGAUGAUGGUGAAGGGAAACCUAAAAGUCUUGUGAAUGUGGUCGAUGGAUCACACGUUUGUCAUAUUAUUGUCUGCACAACAAUCUGAACGCUGUAUUCCAGGAGAGACGUCGUGUGGCUGCAGCCCUGGAAUAGAUUACAUUUGGUCUGUUACAUUACAACCACACGUAGUACCUGAUCUACUCAAUCAAACCUUUCCUGUGUUUUAUCAGCUUUGUCUCUGCGCUACUGCAGAUUUCUCACUUUCAAUAUCUAUGUACUGAGAUUCAUGAUUGUAUGUGUUUUUAAUCGCAUUUCUUAAAUAAAUUUAAAAUAAUUUUCUAAUGUA